Messenger RNA from Saccostrea cuccullata (small rock oyster), 3383 nucleotides. RefSeq names its product RUN and FYVE domain-containing protein 2-like. Gene Ontology annotation, cellular component: cytoplasm. Lineage: Eukaryota; Metazoa; Mollusca; Bivalvia; Ostreida; Ostreidae. The record is from RefSeq and is a predicted model, not a curated record. Gene Ontology annotation, molecular function: metal ion binding. Bases 39 to 2057 code for a protein of 672 amino acids. The transcript is spliced from 17 exons.
CAUUAGGGACCAGGGCAAAUUAUAUCACAUUCACACUGAUGGGACCAGUAUAUUCAGCCACUGAGAAAACCCAUUUUUACCCCACCCCUGUUCCCUCCCACAAGAAAAUGGCCGACCAUGAAUCAAAACAAUCACAAGACACAUUGGAGAAUGGCGAAAGCAAGAAUGCAGAUGAAUGUUCAUGGCCAAAACCUGUGGUAGGAUUGCAAAAUAAAACUGAUAUUAACAGCUCUGCACGAUCUCUGCGGUACCAAAGAAGAGACCCCCGAACUAUUGAGAGAUGUAACUUGUUAAAUGUAUCCAAACUUAUCAUAAAGGAGGUGAUCGACUCCAGUCUGUCUCAUGGUCGCAUGCUGGAUGACAACCACGUUCCACUUCAACAGUUCUUUAUUGUACUAGAACAUGUUCUGCGCCAUGGACUUAAGCCCAAGAAAAGUUUACUACGAGAUCGGCGAGAUUUCUGGUGUGUCCUGGAAACGGUAGAGAAACUGGUUCCCGAAGCUUCCGAAAUAACCACCAGUGUCAGAGAAAUGCCAAACCUCAAGACACCAUUAGGCAAAGCCAGAGCAUGGCUGAGACUCUCACUGAUGCAGAAGAGCCUGGCAGACUAUCUUAAAGUACUGUGUGAGAAAAAAGACCAAGUACUUGGUGAAUUUUACGAGCCUGGUGCUAUGAUGUUGGAGGAUGAGGGGAUGGUUUUUACGGGGUUACUUGUGGGACUUAAUGUCAUCGACUGUAACAUGUGUAUAAAGGAGGAGGACUUAGACCAACCUAUGGGAGUCAUAGAUUUUAGUUUGUACUUAAACAACAGAAUUAAUGAUGACCUAUCACCAGAAAAUGAAAGUCCAGAAACAAAGAACAAAAUGGCUACCAUACUAGAUCAGAAAAAUUAUCUAGAGGAACUCAACAGACAUUUGAAUGCAACAGUCACAAAUCUACAACAAAAACUAGAGAGUGUUCAAACUACUAAUACUCUAUUAAAAGAAGAUCUUGCCAUUGCUAAAAACUCGGUGUUAGAAUUACAGGCAGAAAAUGACACUCUGAAAGCCAACCAGGGUUCAAUUGUAGACGACACAAAGAGGCAACUGGAGGCUGCUAAACAAGACAUUGAAACAGAACGAGCUACAUACAAGACGUCGAGGGAGGGACUGGACAGCAUGUACUCCGACCUCAAAAAACAGCUGGAGGAGGAAACUCACGUCAGACUCGAUGUUGAGAAGGAACUAGAAUUGCAGAUCAGCAUGAAACAAGAAAUGGAGAUGGCGCUGCGAAUAUUAGAGAAAGAUAUCCACGAGAAACAGGACACCAUGAUUUCCUUACGACAACAGCUGGAGGACAUCAAAGGAAUCAACCUGGAAAUGUACCAGAAAUUACAGGCAUGUGAGGGCAGUUUAAAACAUAAAAGUGAAUUAGUCGCUAAGCUGGAAGAGAAAACUAAUCAGUUAGUGACCACACUCAAGGACAUGGAAAAGAGAUUAAAACAAGCUGAAGCUGACAAACAGGCAGCUGAAGAAACAGCCCGAAAACUCGGCCAAAUCAUUGCCGACAAAGACGCAAAAAGGACAGCACUGGAGACAGAUCUAAAAAUAGAAAGGGAGUGGAGAGGGACCUUACAGAGGUCACUGGAGGAGGAAAAGGAGAGAGUGGCAGCAAUACAGACAGACCUACAGAAGUAUAAACAGUUAGAUAAGGAAUAUGCUGCUUUGGAGCAUCGACAUAAGGAGAUGCAGAAAACGUGUGAAGAGCAAGAGAGAACACUAGCUGAACUGGGAUCUCAUCUGAGCGCGUCCAAGUUACGUGUUGAGGACAUGCGGGAGGCGCAGCAGGCGGUGAAGGAGGCCCAGUGGAUCAGUGACAAGGAGGCCACAAACUGUAAAGGCUGUAGUAAAGAAUUCUCCAUCUCCAGGCGACGGCACCAUUGUCGAAACUGUGGAGAUAUAUUUUGUAACGAGUGUUCAGACAAUAAGAUGCCCCUGCCCUCCUCAGCUAAGCCUGUGCGUGUUUGUGAUAACUGUCAUACUUUACUACUGCAAAGGUAUUCCUCAACAGGAAACUGAUGACAUUGUCUAAUUGUGAAAAUUUCAUACAGUGGCCCAAUACUCAAGAUGCCAGCCUUAUAUCAAUGUGAAAAUUCCAUAGGUUCAAAAAGUGCUGCAGAAAUUGAGUUAGUCAUGAACCAUUUAGUGCUAGAAGGUGUUCCCAUGUUGACCAUUUAAACAUCUUUUCAUUCACAACCAUUUAAACAUCUGUUCUUUUUUGAAAGUCAUUUAAACAUAUUUUUUUGUCAUCCAUAGAUACAUUCCAAUAUAACUUAAAUUUCUGUUACUAGAAUGCAUCAGAUGUGUUGGAUAAUGUAUGGUGUCCCUGUAUUUUGAGUCAACAUAGCUAUCACAAAGCCAAGUUGUUUUGCUUGUUAUUAUUUCCAAAGCCAUAAAUAUAUGCAAUAUGUAUUUAUAUACUACAUGUACAUGCUAGUAGUUAUUUUUUUAUUUUUCCUAAAUUUUUACUUUGUCUCCCUAAUUAUAAAAUGGAACUACACUGUAGUAGAAAUGAACAAAGCCUAGAUACUUAUAAGUGUAAUUUACAUCCUGAAGAAUGUGGGCUAAUGUCAUAAAAUAUGAACUGGGUGAUUUGGUAUAUUAACAUGACAUAUACACGUUAUAUUAUUGUGAUUUUAAAUGUUAUGUGAAUGAAAUGUAUUUUUGGUUUAAAUGUAGAUCAAUUAUCAACAUACAGUACAUGUACCAAGUUUUCAACAACAAAAUGAGUUGUGUUCACAUCAGAUAAUAUAUACAUUGUAUGUAUUUAAAAUCUGAUCCCCUUUCAGUAUUCAGUUUUGUUGAUGGGUGUUACUACAUGUAUGUGGAGUAUGCUUUACUUAGAACUGUAAUACAAAAGCAAAAUCUUAAAGCUUUUGGGAAAGGUGGCUUUAAUUUUUUUUCCACUUAUCUGUAUGUUUUCAAACAUAUUUGAAAGCAGUUUUUGAAUGCAAGUUUAUUUCAGUGAAGACAGUUUGAAAUGCUUCAUUUAAUUUCUUUCUGGGUAAUAUUUAGAACAGAAUAAGCCUUUUCUGUGUUGACGUUAUCAUGUUGAUCAUGAAUUAGUCUGCUAGAGACAAAAAUUAAACCAUAAAGGAGCUACACUCCAUAGGUAAAGAUAUUUUUUCCCCUCAAUGAAAUACUUUUGAAUUAUAAUCAAGGGUUUUGUGGGAAUAAAAAAAUUAAAAAAAAAUUUAAUGCAAUUGCCAGGCCCAUUGCAAUCACAUGAUGAAGAAUGGUUACUGCUUCCUUUCAGAAAAUGUUAUAGAGGAUUAUUUUGCAAUGCAUAAUUGUUGAUUUGUAUAUUAUUGUUAUUAAAUAAAAAAUAAAAUGAGGAAAAAUAAA